GGCCAGGCGGUAGGCGACAGAAAGCACAACCUGAAAGCCUAAAAACACUCAAGAAAGAAAGAUGCUACCCCUAGACCAGUUUGUAGUACUGGACAGAAGAUAGGAAGACCGAGGAUGGGUCAUGUCACUACACAAUAUAACAUGCCACGAACAUAAAUCCCUGCUACUGUCUUUAAUAUAAAUUGUAAAAAUAAUAAGAAAAAACCCCACUUCUCCCACCCCCACCUUCACUCUCUAUAUCCCUCACUCAUCACCGGUCUGAUAUUCUUCUCUCUGUAUUCUCAGUACUCACGCUGUGCUUGCUUUCUCAGCGUCUCCUUAGCCUCUGCUUCUGGGGGACUUUCCCCCGCCUCGCCGAUAUUAUCUCUCCCACCCACCAUUUCCCACUAAAAGAAGACAUUCUCUCAUUCUCUCUCUCUCUCUCUCUCUAGCUCGCCCAAGCUUAGGGAUAUAGCUGCCUUGAGAUUAUCGUCUUUAUACGCGUUUUCAGUGCCAUUUGUUUUUCCGGCGGAAAAGUAGAAGCGAGAAGAACGCCUGAAAGAAGACAGAUUUUGCAUGAACAACAAAGCUAGCUUAGGUAUCUGAUAUUAUUAUUUCCAUCGGCUCAAAAGGAGGGGUCUCAAAUUAGCAAGGAAUAGCCGACAAAAGAGAGAAGAAAAGGGAGGGGUCUCAAGGAGAUAGAAAGAGAAAGCACUGCCUGUUCAAAGGACGUCGUACAAGCAAUAAAGACCAAGAUAGGGAGGAAGAAGAGGGGCCGACUGUGAAAAGCUUCAGGGGCUCUUGGCAAAUUAUCCAUCCGGUUUCAUCAGGCGCCACAUCUAUCAUCUCAUCAAAAUAUAUCAACAGUAGUCUAGCAGUAGUUUGAAGAAAGAAAAGGUUUGACUGAAGAGAUAUCGAGGCCACACACCAUUUGAAUAAGGACUAGCACUCUUCCUCUAUUUUCUUUCUCUUUAAAUUUCAUUUUUUUAUGUUACAUGUUGAACUCCCAAGACAGAAGAGAAUAAGAAUUAGAGGAGGAGGAGAAGGUCCAUCAUCCCAAGAUCUCCCUUCAGUCAGAGUCAGACUACUCUUAUUCUCAUUCCCAUUUGAUCUCCCUUUCAUCAAAUUCCUUUUUUUUUUUUUUCCAUUUUCUUACAACCAUUUUUUUCUUCUCUUCCCAUAUUUGGAUGACCAUUUGUUUCAACUAUUUGCUUCUUUUACCCCCCAUAUACGAUAUGUAUUGAGUUUGUUCAUUCCAAGGUCUUCCAUCAAACCCUUUCUUAAAGGUCUAAUAUCUUUAAAGCAAAAAUGGAGUAAAAUAUGUAUACUUCUAUGAAAUUCAAGCAAGAUCUACUUCCAAACUUUUCAUUGGAAAGGGUGAAAUAUAUAUAACCUUUCUUAUUCACGAGAUCCAAUCCCUCAAUCCCACCAUACGAGUACUACUCAAAACCCACCUUUCUUCCUUUUCCCAUUACUGGUUCCUGAUCUCUCUCCAUACCCCACCAUCCACGAAAGUACUCAGCCGGCCCCCCUAUCUCUCUCCCUUCCCCCGAUCACUCCCUCGCUCACUCCCCUCUCUGUAAACCUACUUUCUCUCUCAAGGGGAGAAAGUAAAACAUGGCAUCAUCAUCGAAUUCCCCAUGUGCAGCGUGCAAGUUUUUGCGGCGCAAAUGCCAGCCAGAGUGCGUUUUCGCACCAUAUUUCCCACCGGACCAACCCCAGAAAUUUGCGAACGUGCACAAGGUGUUUGGUGCAAGCAACGUGACCAAGCUUUUGAACGAGUUGCACCCGCACCAGCGCGAGGACGCCGUGAAUUCUCUCGCCUACGAGGCCGACAUGCGUCUCAGAGACCCCGUCUAUGGCUGCGUCGGAGUCAUCUCUCUCCUCCAACACCAACUCCGCCAGCUCCAGAUGGACCUCAGCUGCGCCAAAUCUGAACUCUCUAAAUACCAAAACUUGGGAAUCACAAGCCACGGUCUCAUUGCCGCCGCCGCCGCAGCCGCCACUGCCACCAACCACAACCACCAGCAGAACUUGGGGAUCAAUCUGAUCGGCGCCGGCCGCGACCACCAUCAUUACCAUCACCAGUUCUUCCCAAGGGAUCAUAUUCAUCAGCAGCAGAUGAUCAGGAGCUUCGAUUCGGGAAACAACUAUGAUGCAAGCCUUUUGGCCAUGAAUGUCUCGGCGAGCAUAGGACAACUGAGUCAGUUUCAGCAAACUAGAGCUGCCGCUGGGGACGACCGCCGCACAAUUGAUCCUUCUUAGGGUUUCUUCCCUUCCAUGGAUCAAAAAAUUGCUCAAAGCCAUAAUUAAUGGUACAUGUCCAAACUCUUACGAUAAACAUGACAGUCGAUGCUUUGAUUAUUAUUAUUAUUAUUAUUAUUAUUAUUAUUA
Carya illinoinensis is the source of this 2373-nucleotide messenger RNA. Its product is annotated as protein ASYMMETRIC LEAVES 2-like. The coding region runs from base 1597 to 2244 and encodes 215 amino acids. NCBI's taxonomy places the organism in Eukaryota, Viridiplantae, Streptophyta, Magnoliopsida, Fagales, Juglandaceae. The record is from RefSeq and is a predicted model, not a curated record. The transcript is spliced from 2 exons.